This is a messenger RNA of Kockovaella imperatae, 3628 nucleotides long. RefSeq lists its product as hypothetical. The transcript is spliced from 8 exons. Gene Ontology annotation, biological process: protein deubiquitination. The record is from RefSeq and is a predicted model, not a curated record. Lineage: Eukaryota; Fungi; Basidiomycota; Tremellomycetes; Tremellales; Cuniculitremaceae. Gene Ontology annotation, molecular function: cysteine-type deubiquitinase activity. The coding region runs from base 113 to 3535 and encodes 1140 amino acids.
UCCAACCAUUGCUGGCGAGCUCAUGCUGAGCGAGCAGAGACUCUGAGCGGUUCAGCUCAGACGCACCUCGCCGCGCGCUGACUAGCUCUGUCUCGCUUGGUUCGACCUCGCCAUGUCGUCCCUCAAGAGACCCCGCUCCCACCCCCCUUCCCCAACCACCUCGUCAUCAUCCAAACGUGCCGCCUCUGAAGACCCCCUGUCCACCGACCUGCCUGAAUCCCCGGACAGCGCGAGAACGGCAGAACCAGAGGACCCCAACUGGGUGCAAAAGACUCAAGAUUUCCACCUCGAGUCAGAUCCGGCCUCCAUGGACGUGGACAAACCCGAAAACAAGUACAAAUCCCAGUAUGACUCAUUGCUCAACGAAAUAUCUCCUCCAUUCACCCCAUGGACACUCUACUACCUCCUGCCAAGUGCCUUCCUCAACGACAUCAAGCACGCUGCACUUGGUGACGGGGAUCCUGACCUCAAGCUUGACCUCUCCCCGCUAGUCUUGUCCCCGAUAAAAGUCUGCUCCUACGUCCAUCCGAAAAGCUUUGCCGUUGAUCAAGACUUUUGGCCCAUCCGCGCAGGCUUACAGGAGAACGAUGACUUUGUCUACAUUAGUUCGGCGGGGUGGCAGAAGAUCGUCGAGUGGUACCCCUACGACGGACCCGUCCUGCCCCGUUGGUGCCUCCCCGGCGACACGUUUGAGAUUGCCCCAAAAAUCUACACCCUGCACAUCUUCAAACGCACCAAUGACCAACCCGCCUUCCCCACCGUCUCCGCUCCCCUCUUCACCUGCCCAUCGGUCCUUCCUCUCAAAGAUCUUCAUGCCGUUCUCCACGCACUAUACGCCCAUCUCCGCCAACCGCGUCCCGAGACCCGGCUAUGGACUUUCGCGGCGCCCCCUGAGCCCAUCGUCGACCUCGUCAUUGACCCUGCCGUAGUGAUCCAGUCAGCAAGCACAUUUCUUGACCAAAAUAUCACCUGCGCCGAGGCGGGCCUCGAACAGGGCGACCAGCUCGCCCUGGAAUUCGCCCAACCUGGGCCCAUCGGCACCAUGUGGGCGGUCGACUCAGACGGGGGCAAGGCUGCCGAGCUCAACCUCGCCUCGGCCACCGCCCCGCCCCCUCUGUUCUCCAAACCCGCCUUCUUCGGUGGCUCCGGCGAAUCUAGUCAAGGCGUCCAGACCCGCAGCAGUGCUCGCAAAGUUCGAGGCAAGGGUCUUGUCGGCUUAGUGAACCUAGGCAACACUUGUUUCAUGAACAGUGCUGUCCAGUGCCUCAGCAACACGGUCGAGCUCAAGGACUACUUUCUUUCCGGCGUCUACAAGUCCGAACUCAACGCCGAUAAUCCCCUUGGCAUGGGCGGCAAGGUCGCGGAAAACUUUGGCGCCACCAUCGAAGCCCUAUGGACUCAGCCUGAGUCAUCCUUCGGCUUCUCGCCUCGCCAACUGAAGUACACCACCAGCCGAUUUGCCCCUCAAUUCGCCGGUUACGGCCAACACGAUACCCAAGAAUUCAUCGCUUUUCUCCUCGACGGGCUCCACGAGGAUCUUAAUCGUAUUCACAAGAAGCCGUACAUCGAAAAACCCGAUUGGAAACCCGGAGGCGGUGACAAGGAGCUCGCCCUCCUCGGCAAGGAGUGCUGGGACGGGUACAAAAAACGAAAUGACAGUGUCAUUGUCGACCUCUUCCAGGGACAGCUCAAAAGCACCCUGGUAUGUCCCGUGUGCACAAAAGAAUCCAUCACGCUCGAUCCAUUCAUGUAUCUCACCGUCCCCCUGCCCAUCGCCCAGACCCGCAUCUUCAAAUGUCACUUUGUCCCCCUCGAUCCCGAGAAACUCCCAUGCCCAGUCCGCCUCUUGAUACCUCAAAACGCAUCCUUCAUGCAAGUCAAGGAAAAACUCGGUAGCCUCUUCAACUGCGAUGCGAAAAAGAUCAUCGGGUUUGACCUCUGGAAAGGAGCCGUGUACGCAUGGUGGUUGGACGCCGAUCACAACUCGGCAUGCAAGGACUCUGACGAGGCAGUGUUCUACGAACUCGCAGUGGAAGUCAAAGCCGGUCGUUCCGUCGGCCAUCUUCCCGGUGAGGCUAUCACGGUUCCCGUUUACACUCUUCAUUCGGUGGACGGCCACCAGCAAACCGAGACAUCCCAACCGUUCUUUAUCACCCUCAGUAAAGCCGAGGCGGCAGACCCCGUCCUCGUCCGUGAAGCCAUCACUCGAGGCUACUCUCGCCUCAUUCGGCCCGAGAUGCGAAGUAAAAUGUGGACUUCCAGCGGCUCGAGCCGCGCGGCGAGGGCCAUACCUCAUAUGGGCGACGACUCUGAAGAACCCGAUGAGCAUCCCUCUGGUCCACUUGCACCCCGUGGAGACCUGUUCAAGGUGCACGUCGCCGAAGCUGAAUCGGGCUCCAGUCUCAACAUCUUCAAGGGCAAAGACGAUGUCAUACCUUUCUAUAAGGGCGGCUUGACACACGCCGCUGGCACGUGGUCUCUCCUCGAAAGCCGUCGCAAGCCAAAGAAGAACAUGUUUGGGCACAUUACCACAGGCAUAAAGUCCAUCGUGGGGCACGGCUCGGACGACGAGGGAUCGCCUGCGACGACCCCACUCGGUCCCCCUGUCGCCGUUCGUCCAGGCGAGGGAAUAUUCUGCGAGUGGCCCGUGAAGAAGUUUAGCGAGUUCUUUGACGCCACCCGGCUUGCCGAUGCGGUCGUCGACCCCGCCAUCGCCAAAGAGGCAGAAAAGCGCAAAAACGGUCGCUCCAUCUCGCUCGAGGACUGCCUCGAUGAGUUCUCCAAGGAGGAAACCCUUGGUCAAGAUGACUUAUGGUACUGCCCCCAAUGCAAAAAACACCAAGCGGCCACCAAAAAGCUUGAAAUCUAUCAAGCCCCCGACAUUCUCGUCAUUUGCAUCAAACGAUUCGGCUCUUCACGUCGCUUACACGACAAGCUCGAUAACAUGGUCAACUUCCCCAUCGACGGCUUGGAUCUCACUGAACGUGUCGGUGAGCGCCAAGUGGCAAAAACCCUCCACCUCAACGCGGAGCAAGCCAAGGAGUAUGGCAUGCAAAGCGAUGAUCAAAUCAUUUACGACCUAUACGCCGUCGACAACCACUUUGGAGGACUUGGCGGCGGUCACUACACGGCGUUCUGCAAGAACGCUGAGGACGGUCGCUGGUACAACUAUGACGACUCGCGAGUCUCCCCCGCGUCACCUGAUGCAGUCCAAAGCAAAGCGGCCUACUUGUUGUUCUAUCGCCGCCGUACCGAUCGACUUAUCGGGGGCAUCUCCCGGAUCAAGGCAGAGGAGGCGUCCCGCGCAGUGUCCCCUAUACCCUCGGAGGCUGACGACACCCCCUCGUCGGGCGCUGUCACCCCGUCGACUCCGGCACCACCGAGUCCCACGCUGAGCAGUCGGUCCUCCGUCGACAGCCGACCUCCCGAUCUAGACUGGAUUAACGGGACGCUCAGCUCGGAUGUCAAACUCGCCGAGGUUGGCAGCGCUAUCGGCUACGGCAACGAUGCGUGGAAGACAAAAGACGAGCCUUAAAUGAUGCAUGCCACGUGGCGUUGUAAUAUAUCAUAUCGAAAAAAUACCUGAACUGUUUUCUCUUCACUACACAUCAUGAACGCCUUAGCCAGC